CCGCCGACACAAAAGACUUUGCUCCUCAUGUGGGUCGUCAUUUUUUUUGUCGUUUGACUAGAACGUUCAAAGUCCUAGCAUGCCGGCGGGAGCUGCAGAACAAGACAACGGCAAAGCGUCGAGUUCCAAAACGCUUGCGCUGACCGUGUGCUCGGCCGCCAUUGGUGGCACCUUCCAAUAUGGAUACAAUCUUUCCAUCAUUAAUUCUCCCACCAGUUACAUCCAGAUGUUCAUCAAUGAUACCUACACAGAACGCAGUGGGUCAAGCUUGGCGACCACUCACGUGACUCUGGUUUGGACUCUUAUAGUGUCAGCGUUUUCACUUGGAGGUCUCCUCGGGGCUUUGCUAGCCGGUCCAAUGGCGGUCCGCCUCGGAAGGAAGAAUUCGCUACUUUUUAACAAUUUAUUUUUGUUUCUUGGGGGGUUAUUUUUUCUUCUGUGUAGGGUCGCCAGAUCAUUCGAGAUGAUCAUCUUGGCUCGGUUCCUGGUGGGGAUUAAUUCAGGGGUCAGUAUGAAUAUCCAGCCGAUGUAUUUCGGGGAAAGCGCCCCUAAACAUCUCCGGGGCGCUGUGGCGUUUUCUUCUGCUGGCUUCACCGCAUUAGGGAUCUUCUCAGGUCAAGUUGUGGGACUGACGGAAGUGUUGGGAACAGAACCUCUCUGGCACUACUUACUAGCCAGCAACAUGCUUCCAGGGUUGAUCCAGGUGCUGACGCUACCCUGGUUCCCGGAAAGCCCUAGAUAUCUUCUCAUCGACAAGGGGGACAAGGAAGCUUGCGUCCGGGCACUUGAACGUCUCCGUGGCGGCGUAGCUCCCACUUCAGAAAUGAAGGAGAUGCUCGAAGAACAGCAGAUGUACACUAAUUCCAAAUCGACAGGAGCUGCCAAGACACCCUGGUCGCUUUUUAAGGAUCCUGACCUACGAUUUCAACUCCGGACUGUCAUGAUGGCGAGCAGUUCCAUGAUGCUCUGCGGGAAUGACUCCAUCUACUCCUACGCGUCCUACAUCUUCCUUCAGGCGAACAUCCCCGCUGAUAAAAUCCAAUACGCCACCAUCGGCACAGGGGCAUCUGAAUUGACUGCUUCCAUCCUGAGCAACCUCCUGAUUGAACGAGUUGGUCGCAAGUGUCUCCUGGUUGGCGGCUACGCUCUUAUGUCGUGCUGGUCCAUCGUCUUCACUGUCGCCCUCACGCUCCAAAAACAAGGAUUCGAAGGAAUGCCUUACCUCAGCAUGGCGUGUGUGUUCGCCUACAUCCUCAGCUUCGGCUUAGGCCCGGCAGGCGUGACCGGCGUGCUGCCCGCGGAGAUUUUUGACCAAUCAGCUCGGCCGGCAGCUUAUAUGGUCGCCGGAUCGCUCAUGUGGCUCAGUCUGCUCCUGGUGGGGAUGAUUUUUCCAUUCAUGGUCAAGGGUCUGGGUAAUUUUUGCUUGCUGCCGUUCUUUGCUGUGUGUUUACUGUCGGCCGUGCUUUUGGGGAUCACGUUCCCUGAGACCAAAGGCAAGAGCCUGGCUGAGAUCACGGCAAAGUUUGAUAAAAAAAAUGGACGGAUAAGAGAGCCUGGUGAGGAAAGAGGAGGAGGUGGAUAAGUUAUGAUGAAUCUGGUUAUUGUGAUACAAAUUGUCAAAAAUUAAUUAAAUUAAACUAAUCUUUUGAACAAUAAACUCCAAGACAGAAUGAAUGAAAUUAUUGUACACUUAAAUGAAAAACAAUAAAUACAAAAUGUCAACUUGGCACCGUGCUACCAGCUGGGAAUAAUUUUUAUAUUAUUUGAUGGCAAUAAACUGUCUAACUAAGCAAUUUA
Messenger RNA from Syngnathus acus (greater pipefish), 1797 nucleotides. RefSeq names its product solute carrier family 2, facilitated glucose transporter member 11-like. Gene Ontology annotation, biological process: monosaccharide transmembrane transport. NCBI's taxonomy places the organism in Eukaryota, Metazoa, Chordata, Actinopteri, Syngnathiformes, Syngnathidae. Gene Ontology annotation, cellular component: membrane. The record is from RefSeq and is a predicted model, not a curated record. The coding region runs from base 80 to 1582 and encodes 500 amino acids. The transcript has a single exon. Gene Ontology annotation, molecular function: hexose transmembrane transporter activity.